Molecule: messenger RNA, 2227 nt
Organism: Thermothelomyces thermophilus ATCC 42464
Lineage: Eukaryota; Fungi; Ascomycota; Sordariomycetes; Sordariales; Chaetomiaceae
Exons: 4
Coding region: 101-2185 (694 amino acids)
Biological process (GO): negative regulation of transcription by RNA polymerase II
Cellular component (GO): Sin3-type complex
Molecular function (GO): histone deacetylase binding
Source: RefSeq, a predicted model, not a curated record
GUUCAAGUUUGCGCGCUCGCCCCUCUGUCGGCCACCACCACCCCCGACAUCUCUAGUUCGGUUGUUAGCGACUCACGUAGACCCUGCCGCAUGGUCUACGAUGGCCACAGAGGAUACCACGCCGUCCUUUGCACCGUCAAGCCCGCCCGCGCCCGCGCCGGACAACGACGCCAGCAACGCAUCGAGCCCCCUUAGCGAGCCCGAAGACAAGGAUACUUAUGGCGACGAGGCGGAUCUAGACAUGCGUGAUCUCGGCGACGGCAACAACACUCCAGGUCGGAACGGAGCCCAGGGAGAACCUGGCUCUGACCCUGCCUCCCAGUCAGACGACGACAGCAAGCUGUCCGAAGUGGACGUCAAUGACUCGGAAGCGGAGACAGAGAGACUCUAUGAUACCCCUCCAAAGAAUGGCGCGACACGCGACGCGGCGGGCGCGGUUGGUGAGGGGAACCGGAGAUUCACCGACCGCCGAGACCGGGUCUUUGAACGAAGCCCGAGCAAGCUUCAUCAGCAGUUACGUGCCGGCGUUGAUGCUGACGAAGCGGUUGGCGGUCGCAACUCAGCUUCGGAACCAGAGGAUGGUGAGGAUGACGACGUGUCAGUUCCCUCCAGCGAAGCCGAGCUCGAUUCCGCCAAGCAGCCACGGCUCCGAGCGGCCGCUCUGGGCAAAAAGAGCCAAGCGGCACCCUCCAACAAUGCACCCACCUCUCACCCUAGGAAGACCUCGGCCGACUCUCGGAAGCGAAAGCGUUCAUCGGUAGCCGAACAGUCCGACUCUGAGCAGCCGCUUAAGAAGCGGACUGGGUUGGUCAGCGGCGCUGACCGCGAAUCUGCCGACGAUGUUGCCAUGGCUGACGAUGACGCGAUCUCGACAAAUCCACAAAGCAGUAACCACACUGCAGAGGAGGAGGACGAGGAGCCCGAAGCUACAACAGAACCUAAAGAGGAACUUCCCGACGCCGCUGAGGAAGACGUGGCGGUGUCGUCCGGGUCCCGGAAAGGGAGGCGCAGUCCCGCGAAGAAACGGAAGAGCAAGAGCCCGGAGGAAAGAAACGCAAAAGAGGAAGCGCCAGAGGAACCUCCAGAAGAUGCCGAGACACAAAGUCUUGAGGUUCCGACGCCUCAGGCCGAGGACGAUCAUGUCGACGAAGUUGAUGAAGAGGCGGAGGCCGCACAUCGGAACGAGGAAGAGCUGGAGCGCAAAAAAGCGGCCUGGGAGGAGCUGAUAUCCAUCGAGAAGCAGUUCAGCAGCUUCCGAGAGCGCCUCUACCGGGAACGUCUAGAGCAGCUCAACCGAGAAGAAGCGAUGCUCACGGGCGACAACCCCACGCAUCCCGAGUACCUCGCAAUGCUACAAUGCUUGCAAGAACGGCGGGACGAGAAGAUCAGGAGGAGCACGCUCGAGUUACAGUUCAAGCUAUCGGUGCUCCGGCGCCGAGCAGUUGCGGAACGUGCCCAGAUCAUGUCGCAGUUCUACCAAGCUGUGCGGGAGUCGAGAGACGAGACGGUGGCAGAGCUGGGCCGAGAGUGGUAUCAAAUCCAGCAGGAACGGCGGCGGGCAGCGAACACGAUACCGGAUUAUGGGCUUCGGUUUCCCGCUACGCGGGCGCAGGCCAUCCGAGAUGCCGUCUCAUACAACAAGGAGGUCUCGGUCCUCUCCGGGUUCGCUAAGCACGUCGGUUUCCCAGCGGCGCCGUCGAUCAAUGGUGCUACCGAGGAACAAGUGGAGGCCGACCUGGAGGCGAUCCAGAGUGCUCGCGAGGCACUGCCGAGACACAACUCGAACCAAGUGCCCGGCUACCGCCCAGAAUACCCAGGGGGGAUUUCGCCGUUUGUACAGGGACUUGGAGCUGCCGGCGAACAGUUUAUUGAACAGACGCCGUGGGCAAACCCAAACCACCCAGCCCAUCGCAUGCAGCAGCAGCAUCAUCAUCAUCACCAUCAUCAUCACCCACCGCACCGCGACAUCAACGUCCAGCCCACGUACGCCGGUCCGUCGUCAGCUCCGAAGAGGCAAUCCAACCAGCCUGGAGCCAUGUACUCCUCAAGCACAUCUACUAUCCUUAAUGGCGACUCUCCGGCCCAAGUACAAAAGACGCAUUCACCGGCAAUGCCGGAGUCCUCACUUAAGGGGAAGAUGGGCCCCGAGCCGCUAAGGCGAGAGCCCGCCAUCCACGCUUCCUGAUCUUGCUCUCUUUUUCGACCUACCGGUUCUCAUGUCGUACGU